This is a messenger RNA of Thamnophis elegans (Western terrestrial garter snake), 2148 nucleotides long. RefSeq names its product magnesium transporter MRS2 (gene MRS2). Bases 45 to 1391 code for a protein of 448 amino acids. Lineage: Eukaryota; Metazoa; Chordata; Lepidosauria; Squamata; Natricidae. The record is from RefSeq and is a predicted model, not a curated record. Gene Ontology annotation, cellular component: mitochondrial inner membrane. The transcript is spliced from 11 exons. Gene Ontology annotation, molecular function: magnesium ion transmembrane transporter activity. Gene Ontology annotation, biological process: mitochondrial magnesium ion transmembrane transport.
GCUGCGCGUUUUGAAGGCGCAAAGCCCUCGGAGCAGUGGCCGACAUGGAGUGCGUCCGGCUUUUGAGGCAGCGGCUGCGGCCUGGCGUGCACUGUUUCUUUGGCAGGCGGCUUUGCUGCAGCUGCAGUCGCCGCUGCGGUCCGCUCCUGGGAGGGAGUCCGUGGCGCUUUCCAAGUGGGGCGCCGCUGGGGUGCGGAUCCGAAAAAUGCCGGUGGCGCAGAAGUGGCGGAGAGACCUUACUUUGCGCAUAUGCUCUUUCUCAGCACUACAACACAGAGGUGACUCAAGCUACUUUAGCUAGUGUGGCACCAGUGUUUUCAGUGAUGAAAUUUGAUAAAGAAGGCAAUGUUACCUCCUAUGAAAGAAAGAAAACAGAAUUGUUUCAAGAACUAAGUCUUCAAGCACGAGAUCUACGGUUUCAACAUCAAGUAAAUAUAACACCCAGGAACAACAAAAUCAUUAUGAGAAUGGAGUUUUUGAAGGCUGUGAUAACACCAGAGUAUCUUCUAAUCCUAGACUAUCGCAAUACAAAUCUGGAAAAGUGGCUGUUCCAAGACCUGGCAUCUCAGCUAGCUGGGGAAGGUCAACUAGUUACAUAUUCUUUGCCUUUUGAAUUCAGAGCUAUAGAAGCAAUGCUGCAAUAUUGGAUCAGCUACCUGAGUGGCAAACUUAGCCAUCUGCAGCCUCAGAUUCUUGAAACUCUGAAUGCUUUAGUGGAUCCUAAGCUUUUGUCCCUGGAUAGGAGUAAAGUCCACAUCUUACUGCAAAAUGGAAAGAGUUUGUCUGAAUUAGAAACUGACCUUAAAGUUUUCAAAGAGACGAUAUUGGAAAUCCUAGAUGACAAAGAAGUCAUGGAAGAACUGUGUUUGACUAAAUGGACAGAUCCAGAAGUAUUUGAGGCAAGUCUUUCUGGAAUUGACCAUGUGGAGGAGAUGGAACUCCUGUUGGAAAAUUACUACAGGCAGGCAGAAGAUCUAAUGAAUGAAACCCGGGAACUUAAAAUACUGAUUGAUGAUUCUGAAAGUAUCAUCUUUAUCAACUUAGACAGCCACCGUAAUGUUAUGAUGAGGUUGAACUUGCAGCUGACCAUGGGUACUUUUUCAAUCUCGCUUUUCGGAUUGAUAGGAGUAGCAUUUGGUAUGAAUUUGGAAUCAUCAUUUGAAGAGAACCAUGGAAUGUUCUGGCUGGUGACAGGAAUUAUGUUCCUAGGCAGUGGCUUAAUUUGGCGGCGCCUGCUGACAUUUCUUGGGAGGCAUCUAGAACCAUCAAUGCUUCCACCAAUGCCGGGUUUAUUGAAAAAAACACAGUCAGCCAAUGGAAAAGUAGAGUUUAAGAAUGUUUUCAAAACCGAAUCCUUUGAGUCAAGCAGAAGUACAAUGACCAGCCAAUGACAUGAAUACUCCAGGAUAACUUGAACUCGAGACUUUCAUCCUGGAUUUACUUUUUCAAAAAAAAAAUGUAGCAGCCUCUACCAUUUGACUGUGUUAUAUCCCGAAAAUACGAAGUUAAAAAUCUUCAGUUAUGGAGAGAAGAGUUUUGAAUACCACAAUAGAAAAUUUAAAUCGUGUACAUGUUAAAGCCAUCCCCUUUUUUCCUCUAACUAAUGCUUUCUGUGGGAAUUCUGAUAAAAUUAUGAUACUUUUGCCAAUGUAAGAAAACCGUGUCUACCCUAAUAAUAGUUUCACACAUAUUCUUCAUAGGUAGAGUUCAUAGAAGGCAAAAGUGUUAUCUGAAUUAUUUCUAAAGAGUGAGAUAUAUUUAUGUAAAAAUAGUGUUAUCUCUGAUAACAAAUUCUCUUUUGAAAAUAAUACACCAUAAUGUUAAUUUCAUGUUGUAUUGUUUAAAUUAAGUAUUUUGUAAAGAUACUGUUUUAUUGCUAUCUCUUCAGUUAUUGGAUUCUGAAAGGUAAAAAGCUUAUUUUAUUCAAUUUUAUAUUCCUGUCAUAAUUACCAAAAAUAAAGUUACUAGUACUGUUUUAGGAGAAAGCUCCCCCUUUUUAAGGAAGCUUCAUUUGUUUCUGAAGCUUGUGGAGCUCAUGAGAGAAGUUUUACUUGCUUGCAGAAGGUUGCCGUGAGGCGUGGCACGACAAAACCGCGAAGCCCUUAUCCGCGGAGACAUAAGCGCGUCGCUAAAGCCGCGACGUCAUCA